Coregonus clupeaformis (lake whitefish) is the source of this 1736-nucleotide messenger RNA. Its product is annotated as advillin-like. The transcript is spliced from 11 exons. The record is from RefSeq and is a predicted model, not a curated record. Gene Ontology annotation, molecular function: phosphatidylinositol-4,5-bisphosphate binding; actin filament binding. Gene Ontology annotation, biological process: actin filament severing; barbed-end actin filament capping; actin polymerization or depolymerization. Gene Ontology annotation, cellular component: actin cytoskeleton; cytoplasm. Lineage: Eukaryota; Metazoa; Chordata; Actinopteri; Salmoniformes; Salmonidae. The annotation marks the transcript as partial.
UUCCGACUUCAACUGUACAUAUAUAUCUUAGCCAACGUCACUCAGGAGAAGUUUGAUGCCACACGGAUGCAUGUGAUGCCAGAAGUAGCGGCACAGGAGCGCAUGGUGGACGAUGGCACUGGUCAGGUGGAGGUGUGGCGUAUCGAGGACCUGGAGUUGGUCCCAGUGGAACCCCAGUGGCAUGGCUUCUUCUAUGGAGGAGACUGCUACCUGGUGCUCUACACUUAUGAGGUCCACAGCAAGCUAAACUACCUCCUCUACAUGUGGCAAGGGAGCCAUGCCUCUCAGGAUGAGAUAGCAGCGUCUGGCUUCCAGGCCGUGGCCCUGGAUCAAAAGUAUGGCAACCAGCCUGUACAAGUGAGCAUCACCAUGGGCAAGGAACCCAGACACUUCAUGGCCAUGUUUAAGGGUAAAAUGGUCAUCUGUGAGGGCGGUACCUCCAGAAAAGGCAUGUCUGACCCAGAGCCACCCGUCAGAUUGUUCCAGGUCCGCGGUUCUGACGCCUCCAACACCAAAGCCAUCGAGGUGCCGGCCCUGGCAGCCUCGCUCAACUCCAACGAUGUCUUUCUGCUGAGGAGCCAGUCAGGGAUUCACCUGUGGUGUGGCAAGGGAUCAAGUGGGGAUGAGAGGGCCAUGGCUAAGGAGGUCAGCGCUGUGAUUGGACAGCACUCGACUGCUGAAGAGAUCAUGGCAGAGGGUCAGGAGCACAUUGAAUUCUGGGAUUUACUUGGAGGGAAGGCCCCUUAUGCCAAUACUGAAAGACAACAGCAGGCUGCUCUGGAUCAUCAGCCGUGUCUCUUUGAAUGCUCGAAUAAGACUGGCCGUUUCAUCGUUAUCGAGGUGACCCAGUUCACCCAGGAUGACCUCAGCGAGGAUGAUGUCAAUCUACUAGACACGUGGGACCAGGUCGUCCUCUGGGUGGGGAACGAGGCCAAUGAGGUGGAGAAGAAGGAGGCGGUGGUCACCAGUCAGGAGUACCUGCGUACCCACCCAGGGUCCCGGGACCCUGACACCCCUAUCCUCCUCAUCAAGCAGCGGUACGAACCCCCCACCUUCACCGGCUGGUUCACCGCCUGGGACCCCUCCAAAUGGAGUUGGGGGAAACUUACGAAGAGCUGAAGAAAGAGUUGGGUGAGGUGACAUCCCUUGUAAGGAUCCCAAAUGAGCAGAAUGGUGUUGAGACCAGGAAGAGCUUCCAGUCUUACCCACCAGAUGACCUGAUCAACAAACUAGCUAAUGAGCUGCCUGAGGGUGUCAACCCCACCCAGAAGGAGGAGCAGAAUGGUGUUGAGACCAGGAAGAGCUUCCAGUCUUACCCACCAGAUGACCUGAUCAACAAACUAGCUAAUGAGCUGCCUGAGGGUGUCAACCCCACCCAGAAGGAGAAACAUCUCUUAGACUCAGACUUCAAUGCCAUAUUUGGAAUGUCUAAAGACCACUUUGCCAGCCUGCCUCAAUGGAAGCAGCUGAGCGUUAAAAAAGGCAAAGGCUUAUUUUAAGGGGAAUUAAUCUCUCAUCAUUUUGUAACAAUUUCCAGAUGUUAAAAUUUGCAAAGCAUACUAAUUGUACCUUGUUCAAACAUUACUUUUAACUGAUGUCUUAUUAUUUCGAUCUAAUGACAAAGUCAGUCAUAAAAAAUAAAAAACCUGCAGUUGUCUUUUCCUAAUUGUGCAUUUAAAAAAGAUGUCCCUAUAUUGUACUAUAUACUGUAUGUCUGCCACUCAAUUAAGCGUACA